AUGGGACCAUGGCCGAGUGACGCCGGAGUCCUCUGUUUGGAGGUGGAGGAGCAAAGGAACGGCUGGAACAUCAAGAUGCCCAUCACGAGGGAGACCAUCGACUGGUGUCAGGUCCUUGAUUUUGAUGAGUGGUGCGUCCAUCCGACAGCGGGGGUGAGCCCGAUGCACUUCUACGUGAAGACUGGGCUUGCUCGUGAAGAUGCUUUUCUGCUGCUUGCAGCGAGGGACCGGCUGUCAACCUCCGUGCCACUGCUGCAGUACAACGCAGAGGACGCAUUCUUAGACAUACCCGAGAACAUCAUGAAGCUCUUGCUGAAGGAAGAGCUUGGGUUCACUCCUGCAGGGUCGGAUGAUGCUUCCAACCUCGGCUCUCUCAUGAAGGAGAGCGUGGAACGGACACUUGCGUGCCAGCCUGAAGACGCUGCAGACAUUCUUGAAAAGGGGCUGCAAACUCGGCAGUCUCGCCACGGAGACACUGCAGAGUUGCUGGAUCUGCUUGACCUUCCUUUUUUCAAGGAAGUCAUCAUGUCAAAGGAGGACACAAAGACCGUAGACGAUGCCCUCAAGACUGCAAAGGCGUCCGAGAAGAGAACUGCUUCGGUCGUGAAGACCAUAAGGGCGCUCAGAAGCAGCGUCAGCAAGGUUCCGCCCAAAGUCCGUCGCAAACCAGUCCAGUUCCAAAGUGACCGAUCUUGGGCCGUCGAGCAUGUCCAACAGCUGCUGCCAAAGGGGCACUACCGUGCAUACCGCGACUCGUUCAACGGCUGUUGGCGAAUCUUUGGACGCUACGGCUGGAGCCUGUCACGAAGCUGGGGUGCGGCUGGCAAGGAUGCUCCAAUCGUGCGAGAGCUCUUGGUCGCAGUGUGGCGGCGACACGAGUCGUUGCAUCCUGUGGAGUGUCCAUGGUCCUUCGACGAUCUCAGCUGA
Molecule: messenger RNA, 927 nt
Organism: Symbiodinium sp. CCMP2456
Lineage: Eukaryota; Dinophyceae; Suessiales; Symbiodiniaceae
Source: the annotation of a GenBank genome assembly